Chrysochloris asiatica (Cape golden mole) is the source of this 1390-nucleotide messenger RNA. RefSeq names its product acyl-CoA thioesterase 9 (gene ACOT9). NCBI's taxonomy places the organism in Eukaryota, Metazoa, Chordata, Mammalia, Afrosoricida, Chrysochloridae. Gene Ontology annotation, cellular component: mitochondrion. Gene Ontology annotation, biological process: acyl-CoA metabolic process. The record is from RefSeq and is a predicted model, not a curated record. Bases 68 to 1390 code for a protein of 440 amino acids. The transcript has 15 exons. Gene Ontology annotation, molecular function: fatty acyl-CoA hydrolase activity.
CGGCUUCCCUCCGCGGAAAGGCGCGCUGGCCUGGCUUCUCCUGGCGCGUGCACUACAGCCGAGCGCGAUGAGGCGGGCGGCGCUGCGGCUUAGUACCUUAUACAAGGGGCUGCUUACUCCUGGCAGAAGACUGACGCAAGGAUCUCAGGAUCCCAAGAAACAAGGACCCCUCCACAUUCAGGAAGUUCGAGAUAAAUUACGGGAGAUAGUAGGCGCAUCCACAAACUGGAGAGACCAUGUGAAAGCAAUGGAAGAAAGAAAAUUACUUCAUAGUUUUUUGGCUAAAUCACAGAAAGGACUGCCACCUAGGAGAAUGCAAGACAGUUACACUGAAGUUCUCUUGCCUUUGGGCAGUCAGCCUGAAUUGCGAGAGAAAUAUUUGACUGUUCAAAACACUGUAAGAUUUGGCAGGCUUCUUGAGGAUCUUGACAGCUUAGGAGUUCUUAUUUGCUACAAGCAUUGCAAAGUUCAGGCAGCUCAGACAUCUCCUUUAUCAAUAGUUACAGCCUUGGUGGACAAGAUUGAUAUGUGUAAGAAGAACAUAAGCCCAGAACAGGACAUCAAGUUCAGUGGCCAUGUUAGCUGGGUUGGGAAGACAUCCAUGGAAGUGAAGAUGCAAAUGUGCCAGUUACAUGGCGUUGAAUAUAGUCCGGUUUUGGAUGCAACAUUUGUAAUGGUGGCUCGUGAUUCUGAAAAUAAAGGGCCAGCAUUUGUAAAUCCACUCCUCAUUGAAAGCCAAGAAGAACAACAACUCUUUGAACAAGGAGAAUUGAACAAGGGGAGAAGGAUUGCCUUCAGCUCCACGUCAUUACUGAAAGUGGCUCCUAGUGCUGAGGAGAGGACCACCAUACAUGAGAUGUUUCUUACCACACUGGAUUCGAAGACUAUAAGUUUUCGAAGUCGAGUUUUGCCACCUAAUGCAGUGUGGAUGGAGGAUUCAAAACUGAAGAGCUUACAAAUCUGCCAUCCUCAGGAACGGAACAUUUUCAAUCGGAUCUUUGGCGGUUUUCUUAUGAGGAAAGCAUAUGAACUUGGAUGGGCUACUGCUUGUAGCUUUGGUGGUUCCCGCCCAUUUGUGGUAGCAGUGGAUGAUAUCAUGUUUCAGAAACCUGUUGAGGUUGGAUCAUUGCUGUUUCUUUCUUCACAGGUUUGCUUUACUGAGGACAAGUAUAUUCAAGUUAGAGUACACAGUGAAGUGACCUCUCUUCAGAGUAAAGAGCAUACAACCACCAACGUCUUUCAUUUCACAUUCAUGUCGGAAAAAGAGGUGCCUUUGGUUUUCCCUAAAACAUAUGGAGAGUCCAUGUUGUAUUUAGAUGGGCAGCGGCAUUUCAACUCCAUGAGCACCCCAGGGUACUUUGCGAGAAAGGACUACCUUGUGGAACCCUAA